Messenger RNA from Myzus persicae (green peach aphid), 1970 nucleotides. RefSeq names its product malate dehydrogenase, cytoplasmic-like. The coding region runs from base 279 to 1919 and encodes 546 amino acids. The transcript is spliced from 9 exons. Gene Ontology annotation, molecular function: ER lumen protein retrieval receptor activity; L-malate dehydrogenase (NAD+) activity. The record is from RefSeq and is a predicted model, not a curated record. NCBI's taxonomy places the organism in Eukaryota, Metazoa, Arthropoda, Insecta, Hemiptera, Aphididae. Gene Ontology annotation, biological process: oxaloacetate metabolic process; malate metabolic process; protein retention in ER lumen. Gene Ontology annotation, cellular component: mitochondrion; membrane; cytosol.
GUGCUGAUUGGUGACUACCGACCGGAGUACCUACGCACUACGCAGUGGUGAAUCGUAGUGUGAUCUAGCGGCUCGCGCUGUCAUUCUCGUUGCAUGUGAGAGCAAUGCGGUCCGAUUUGUGCGUUACUGCGUAGCACGUUACUACACGAUUGGUAGGUAUUCGAUCAAAUAUCUCUGGCUCUGGCUCAAUCGUUGUGCACAAAUACGACGCUUUUGGUCUACGUCCACCGUGCCGUCGGGCCUCCUGACAAUUAGCGGUAAAAGUCUCCAAAACCAACAUGAACGGGUACAGAUUAUGCGGCGACAUGGUUCACCUGCUAGCCUUCUUGAUGCUGCCGGUCGCGAUGUGGAGGACCAAAUCUUGCGCUGGUAUUUCGGCAAAAUGUCAAAUACUUUUUGCACUUGUUUUCUCAGCAAGAUAUAUUGAUUUAUUCACAUAUUAUGUGUCUCUAUAUAAUAGUGUUAUGAAAGUUGUGUUUCUAUUAUCAUCAUACGGAACAUUAUAUUUGAUGUUUUAUACAUUUAAGACAACAUACGAUUACAAACAUGAUCGCUUUAGAAUCCUGUACUUGAUUUCUCCAGCAUUGUUAAUAUCAUUUUGCAUUGUAAACGUUUAUACUAUAAUGGAGUUUUUAUGGACGUUCAGUGUUGUUUUGGAAUCAGUUGCAAUUGUGCCACAAUUGCUUAUGUCAAGAACAAGCAAAGACAAAUCUAUCAUUCCAUAUUAUUUAUUUGCCCUGGGCUCUUACAAAGCAUUGUAUUUACUGAAUUGGAUUUACCGUUAUAAUGAAUGUGAUUUCUUUGAUCCAAUUUUAAUUGUUGCUGGAAUUGUGGAAACAAUCAUCACAUUUUCUGGUUACUUAUCAAUCUUCAUAAAACCUAAAGCUAAAAGUGGACCGAUCCGAGUAGUUGUAACAGAUGCUGCUGGUCCACUUGCCUACUCUUUGAUAUUCAAAAUUGCCAAUGGCGAUGUAUUUGGAACUAAACAACAAGUAAUCUUACAUCUUAUAGAUGAACCUUCAGCAAUGGAAGUUCUCGAUGGUGUAUGCAUGGAGAUUGAUGAUCUAGCUUUACCUUUAGUCAAAGAUUAUGUGAAAACAACCAAAUUUGAAGUAGCAUUUAAAAAUGUUGAUGCUGCUUUCUUGUUGGGAACAAUGCCAAAUAGUGAUAGGAAAGAACAAAAAGACUUUCUAUCAUCUAAUGUGAAAAAAUUCAAAUUAUUAGGCGAAGCUUUAGACAAAUAUGCAAAUAAAGAUGUUAAAGUUUUGGUGGUUGGAAAUCCAGCCAACACUAAUGCUUUAGUAUGCUCUAUAAAUGCUCCGUCCAUACCCAAAGAAAACUUUACUGCUAUGACAAGACUUGAUCAAAAUCGAGCCCAAUCUGCUAUUGCUAUAUAUCUUGGACUAUGUGUAAGUAAUAUAAAAAAUGUUACAAUUUGGGGUAAUCAAUCAUCAACUCAAUUCCCUGAUGUUUUCAAUGCAUCAGUACAAUCAUGUGAUAGUUUAAAAAGUGUAUAUGAUGCUAUUAAGGAUAAACAAUGGCUUGAAGAUGAUUUUAUUAAGAUCAUUCAAACUAGGGAAGCCGCUGUCAUUCAAUCUAGAAAACAGUUGUCAGCCAUGUCUGCUGCAAAAGCAGCUGUUGAUCACAUGCACGAUUGGUGGUUUGGAACUGCUGAUGGAGCCUGGGUUUCAAUGGGAGUUAUAUCCGAUGGUUCAUAUGGUGUGCCAAAAGAUUUGAUUUACUCUAUGCCAGUAACUAUUUAUAAAAAACAAUGGACAAUUGUACAGGGUCUGAAAAUAACUAGUUUUGCAAAGAACAAAUUGAAUUUGGCGGCUAAAGAACUGCUCUAUGAAAAAGAAGAGGCUUUGGAAGUUUCCAAUCCUUGUUGUGUGUUACUCUUGACUGAAUGUAAAACCUGAGUAUUAUAUUUUGGACAUAGUUUUAACAUUGAAUAAUAUGCUUUAACAUUA